AUGGUGUCACGCCAACUGGACUUUGCACCUAUCCUUACGAACUAUGUAUUCUCCUUCACUGCGAUCCUCGCUGUGAUUGGUUGGUUUGUUGCCUUCGUUGCGCAAGCUAUAAGCACCCGCGAGCUUGGCUAUAGCGCUGUCGGUGUUCUCUGGGUUGCUAUUUUCUUCCAACUUUUUCUUGCAGCGAGCGUCUUGUACACGCUAGCGAGUGAUACUACUGCCAUACAUCGACACCUGAUAUCCGUUUUUGGAGUGGUCGCCAUUGCAUUUGCAGUCAUAGGCAUCAACAACGGGAUAUUCUCCGGCCAUGUAUGGUUGGGGACGAUGGGAGCAGGAUGGUUAAUCAAUGUUGUGGUGGAUAUUCUUUGGGUCCUUUACUUCUCUUCCGCAGAGAAUUCAUUUGUGCGACAUGCUUUCGACUCGAUGGGCACAGUUGAUCUUCCACCUACAUCACCACGUCUCAAGCCGGAGGCUGUAGUAGUGACUACCCCUGAACUCAAUCUUGCUGGCAUAGGUGCCGGUGGAGGCGUCAGUGCGAGCUAUAGGGCACUUAGGAUGAAAGCGAUGUUUGGGUAUGACGCUGAUCCUAAUAGCGUCCCGCCUGAACUUUCAUUCGCGGUGGGUGAAAUACUGGAGAUUGUCAAUACUCACGGAGAUUGGUGGCGCGCGCGCAAUCUGAAUGGUGACGAAGGAAUUGUUCCAUCUAAUUUCCUAGUUCCCUCAGUCGCCGCAGACAGUUAG
Messenger RNA from Fibroporia radiculosa, 741 nucleotides. RefSeq lists its product as uncharacterized. Bases 1 to 741 code for a protein of 246 amino acids. The record is from RefSeq and is a predicted model, not a curated record. The transcript has 5 exons. Gene Ontology annotation, molecular function: protein binding. NCBI's taxonomy places the organism in Eukaryota, Fungi, Basidiomycota, Agaricomycetes, Polyporales, Fibroporiaceae.